UAUUACGGUAAUGUCUAGUGUCGCAAAGUGUCGCAAGACGCUGUCGCUCUCACCGCUCCCUGCUAGCACAAGCAAACGGUACACUUCUUACUUCAUGCAGGAGGUCGCUGGAGACGUAGAUAAGUAUCAGUACUGUUGCUGCAUAGUUUAUUUUAUAGAAUCAUCCCCUCAAAGCUGAAAAACAAUUUAUUGUCUGUGCAGCAGUGCCCAUCAUUUUGAGGAUGGACAACCGAGAGCUAGCUACCAAGCUAAUGUAACGUUAGUAACACCACGUCCUAGCUUACGCGAUCGAGCUGUGGAUAAAGCGUAACGCACACACGGACACGUAACAUGGCAGAGUCGUCGCCGUUGUCAGGGGUUAAUGUUGUUCUGGUUAUGGCCUAUGGGAGCUUGGUGUUCGUGCUGUUGUUCAUCUUCGUCAAAAGGCAAAUCAUGCGUUUCGCCAUGAGAUCCCGCCGCGGACCCCAUGCGCCCAUUGGCCACAACGCACCCAAGGGUUUGAGGGAGCAGAUUGACUCCAGACUGUCCAAGGUCCACGAGAUCCGCUUUGAACCUCGUCUCCUGUCAGAGGAGGAUGACCGGCUGAAGCCUGAAUCCCAAAUCAGUCAGUCACUUUAUUCAGCUCAUCAACUGUUGCCACCUGAAUUAUGUUGCUACAACUACCUGUACAGAAUGAAAGCUCUGGAUGCCAUCCGUGAUUCAGGAAUUCCUCUGCAGGAAAUAAGCCGCUCUCCCAGUGCGUUUACUGGACGCAACUUCAGGAACUGGCUGAUGGAGUUGCGCAACUCCCACUCUCUGAUCAAGAGCAGCCGCAGCCCGCUCAUUGACCGUUUACUCGAAGGCUACGACAGCGCUCGCCAUGGAACCGGGGUGUUUGGGGAAGUUGAGUUUCUUGAAUACCAGCAAGCUCUCGACGAACUGGCUGAUGUGGUAAAAGCCUAUUCCAGCACCACCAGUCUGGACCAGCACCACCAGUCCGCAGCAAAGGACUUGACGGGCUCUCCCAUCCGGAGCAGUCCUUCCACCAUCCAAGUCACCUACCUGCCCUCCACCGGUCAGCGCAGCAAGAGGCCCAAACACUUUUUGGAGCUCAAAAAUUUUAAAGACAAAUACAACACGUUGGAGAGCACUCUGUGAGAGAUCUCCACCCCGGAAUGACUGUCUGCAAAAUGUUUGUGUGAACGGAUAUACAGUCUGCUGGAAAACAUUUUUUUAAGUUGAGCUUUAAAGUUCACCCACUAAUUGAUUUGAGAGGACUUCUGUAAGGAACCUAUGCUAUUUUCCAUGUAAUUUCAAAGAAUCAGUUUGAUAAAUGUGCAUCACAUUGUAUAACCACUGUUAGAAGUUUUUUUUCUCUCAUUUUGCUUUUUGUUUGUAUCUUGGAACUAAUGCUCAUGUUCAAAGGACACAUAUGAUUGUAGCCAACAUGGCUCGGUUUGCAUUGUCAUUUUUGUAGAGUCAAUGGCAAGUCACUUGGAUUUGUUUUUCCAAGUCCAAAUGUAAACCAGGGUUUUUUGAUUUACUCUGUUUGUACAAAUGUAAGAUAUUUAUACAGACCUUCAUACCUUAUUUAACUUAUUUGUCUUUAUAUGAGGUUGAACACUUUCGUGGUUGGAGAUAAAAUCUUUGCAACCCA
This is a messenger RNA of Pungitius pungitius (ninespine stickleback), 1636 nucleotides long. RefSeq names its product protein C1orf43-like. Gene Ontology annotation, biological process: phagocytosis. The transcript is spliced from 7 exons. Bases 331 to 1137 code for a protein of 268 amino acids. NCBI's taxonomy places the organism in Eukaryota, Metazoa, Chordata, Actinopteri, Perciformes, Gasterosteidae. The record is from RefSeq and is a predicted model, not a curated record.